Messenger RNA from Aspergillus oryzae RIB40, 1215 nucleotides. RefSeq lists its product as uncharacterized. Lineage: Eukaryota; Fungi; Ascomycota; Eurotiomycetes; Eurotiales; Aspergillaceae. The record is from RefSeq and is a predicted model, not a curated record. Gene Ontology annotation, biological process: oxalate metabolic process. Gene Ontology annotation, cellular component: cell wall.
AUGAAGGCAGCGAGCUUAGCAUUCAUAAGCUUCCUACCGUCCGUCCUCGGGGCGGUCGUUCAUGACAAGCGCUCUGGCUUUAAGGACGGCCAGCCCAUAAGUGACAACGGCAAAGGAGCACCUCUUCUAGGCGGGACAAACAAAGCACUUGACUUGCAAAACCCCGACAACCUUGGCCAGCCCAGUACCGACAAUGGUUUCGUCCCUAACCUGAAGUGGAGCUUUUCUGACUCCAAAACAAGGCUCUUCCCGGUACGCGAGCAAGUCAUUCAGGAUCUACCGCAGAGCCACGACAUUUCUGGUGCACAACAGCAUCUGAAAAAGGGUGCGAUUCGGGAGCUGCAUUGGCAUCGUGUUGCGGAAUGGGGAUUCCUAUACUCUGGCUCUCUCUUGCUUUCCGGUGUGGAUGAAAAUGGCCAGUUCACGACCGAAAAGUUGGAAGAAGGCGACAUCUGGUAUUUCCCUAAAGGUGUUGCGCACAACGUGCAAGGCCUUGACGAUGAGAAUGAGUACCUUCUGGUCUUCGAUGAUGGUGACUUUGAGAAAGUUGGGACAACUUUCAUGGUCGAUGACUGGAUAACUCACACACCACGCGAUAUUCUCGCAAAGAACUUUGGUGUUGACGCAUCAGUCUUCGAUAAAGUGCCCGAGAAAUUUCCCUAUAUCCUCAAUGGCACUGUCAGCGACGAGGCGAACAACACUCCUCAAGGCACAUUGACUGGUAACAGUUCCUAUGUGUAUCACACUUACAAGCAUCCCUCUGAGCCAGUGCCUGGCAGUGGUGGUACUUUUAGAAAGAUUGAUUCGAAGAAUUUCCCCGUGAGUCAGACUAUUGCUGCUGCAUUGGUGGAGCUUGAGCCCAAAGGGUUGCGAGAGUUGCACUGGCAUCCGAACGCGGAGGAAUGGCUGUAUUUCCACAAGGGUAACGCUCGCGCUACGGUGUUCUUGGGUGACUCGAAGGCUCGCACAUUUGAUUUUACCGCCGGUGACACUGCCGUUUUCCCUGAUAAUAGUGGUCAUUACAUUGAAAAUACCUCGGAGACUGAGAAGUUGGUGUGGAUUGAGAUUUACAAGAGUGAUCGUGUGGCUGAUAUCUCGUUGGCACAAUGGCUUGCUCUCACUCCUGCCGAUGUCGUGGCUACUACCUUAAAGGUCGAUAUUGAAGUCGUCAAGCAGAUCAAAAAGGAGAAACAGGUCUUGGUAAAAGGUAAAUAG